This is a messenger RNA of Aethalodelphis obliquidens (Pacific white-sided dolphin), 3268 nucleotides long. RefSeq names its product dehydrodolichyl diphosphate synthase subunit (gene DHDDS). Gene Ontology annotation, biological process: polyprenol biosynthetic process. NCBI's taxonomy places the organism in Eukaryota, Metazoa, Chordata, Mammalia, Artiodactyla, Delphinidae. The transcript is spliced from 9 exons. Gene Ontology annotation, cellular component: endoplasmic reticulum; dehydrodolichyl diphosphate synthase complex. The record is from RefSeq and is a predicted model, not a curated record. Bases 174 to 1178 code for a protein of 334 amino acids. Gene Ontology annotation, molecular function: ditrans,polycis-polyprenyl diphosphate synthase [(2E,6E)-farnesyl diphosphate specific] activity.
GUGGAUUAGAGGAGAAGAGGAGAGAGAUGACUGAGCGGGAGGCAGCUGUGGGAGAGACAAAGGGGAUAGUGGAAGAUACAAGUGAAGGAGUAAAUAAUUGGGAAAUCUCUGGGGUAGGAGGUUACCUGGUUGGUGACUAAUUGUUCUGUGCUUCUUCUGCUGAGGCAAGAACUAUGUCAUGGAUCAAGGAAGGAGAGCUGUCGUUUUGGGAGCGGUUCUGUGCCAACAUCAUAAAGGCAGGCCCAAUGCCCAAACACAUUGCGUUUAUAAUGGAUGGGAACCGUCGCUAUGCCAAGAAGUGCCAAGUGGAGAGGCAAGAGGGUCACUCACAGGGCUUCAACAAACUGGCUGAGACUCUGCGUUGGUGUUUGAACCUGGGCGUCCUAGAGGUGACGGUCUACGCAUUCAGCAUUGAGAACUUCAAACGCUCCAAGAGUGAGGUAGAUGGGCUAAUGGAUCUGGCCCGGCAGAAGUUCAGCCGCUUGAUGGAAGAAAAGGAGAAACUGCAGAAGCAUGGGGUAUGUAUCCGGGUCCUGGGUGAUCUGCAUUUGUUGCCCUUGGAUCUCCAGGAGCUGAUUGCACAGGCUGUGCAGGCCACCAAGAACUACAACAAGUGUUUCCUGAACGUCUGUUUUGCUUACACAUCCCGUCAUGAGAUCAGCAAUGCUGUGAGAGAGAUGGCCUGGGGAGUGGAGCAAGGCCUGCUGGAUCCCAGCGAUGUCUCUGAGACUCUGCUGGAUAAGUGCCUUUAUACCAACCACUCUCCUCAUCCUGACAUCUUGAUACGGACUUCUGGGGAAGUGAGGCUCAGUGACUUCCUCCUCUGGCAGACCUCCCACUCCUGCUUGGUGUUCCAGCCUGUUCUGUGGCCAGAAUACACGUUUUGGAACCUCUGUGAGGCCAUCCUGCAGUUCCAGAUGAACCAUAGCAUGCUUCAGCAGAAGGCCCGAGACAUGUAUGCAGAGGAUCGGAAGAGGCAGCAGCUGGAGAGGGACCAGGCUGCAGUGACAGAACAGCUGCUGCAAGAGGGGCUCCAGGCCAGUGGGGACGCCCAGCUCCGACGGACACGCUUGCACAAACUCUCAGCCAGACGAGAAGAGCGGGUCCAAGGCUUCCUGCAGGCCUUAGAACUCAAGCGGGCUGACUGGCUGGCACGUCUGGGCACUGCAUCAGCCUGAGUGAGGCUGGCCUCCUGCCACUUUGCCCUGCCCUCUGCCUCCAGGGCCCCACUCCCCUUUCUUUUCUUGGUGAAAGGUACCUCCCUCCUGAUGAUGAAUUGUGUUUCCUUUGCUUGGCAAGGGAGCCCCAGAGGCCAGGUUUGCUGGCCAUAGACAUCUUUGGGCUGCCUGGGACAGUGCCCCUGGAGAGGGUUGAGGGUGAGAGUCUCUCACAAGUACACUAAACCCAAACUCUGAUCCAGGUCAAACUGUGAUCACAAAUAGGUUCAGAGAGCAGAGGGCCCCAGCUCUUCCAUCUUUGCCACCUCUACCUGUACUCCUAGGUGCACUUUCUUUUUCCACCAGCACAUCCUUCAACACAAAGAAUUUCGGGGAAGAGUUCUCCCCAAAACCUUAGCCCUUUACCCAUCCAUCUUAGUCUUCACAAAAGAUGUGGACCCACCUUGGAUCUGCUGGUAAAUAGCUAAUAGGCAGCCAGCGUUAUUUAGGCAAGGAAGGGGAGGGAGAGACAGACAGAAAAGUUGCCCAUCUGCUGCUCCUCCCCCUUGGCUGUCCACCUGGGAUUUGCUAUUGAAUCUCUACCCCCUCCCACCACACAGUGCUGACUGCUCACUGAAAGCAGCGCCCCCAAUGGUGCGCGGAAGCCAGGCGGGUGAUUACAAUCCAAUUACCUAUUGUCGACUCAGCCCACACAAGCUUUUCUCCUCUUGCAGGGCAUGGGGCCAGGCUCCACUCCCCAGUGAGACCGGUCCCCUCCAUGGCUACAGAGUAACAGAAGACCUAUAGGCCCUGGUGAAUCUAAUCCAGCACAGGCCACCUUCCCUGGAUCACAUCAGGACCAAGAGCACAGAAACAAGCACUUCUCCCAACUGACUGCCUCCUGCCCUCAGCAUCUCGGACUCUGCUUCCCACCUCAACAGCCUUUGAGGCUUUUCUCAGCUUUUGACCUGUCCCCCUAAGUAGACCGUGAGAUGAUUUAUUCCCAGCAUGGCAGAGUCUCAGCUUGUGAGGGCCAAGGUUGCCCAGCAGGGAGAAGAGGGCCAAGUCAAGGGCCGUGUCCUUUUCCUUACCUCUCCCUGCCAGGCCUCGCUGCAGAGCUGCUGAGAGGAUUAGUGCCUUUGAAGAGCUGUCUGAGCAGCUCUGUGCUUCAGGUGCCCCAGAGCAGCAAGCACCAGCGGGUAAUACCAACCAAAGGCUACUCUGUUUAGUCUUCCCGUUUUACUUUCUGCAAACUGUUUCCCAGCACCUCCCUCUAGGGGAGAGGUAGGAUCUUGCAAGCAGUGCUAAGAGCAUAUUCUUUAAAACCUGUAACUUCCCUAUACUCCAGUCUCCUCCCCUUUCUGUGCCUGGAUACCUGGCACAAGAGACCCUUUGGGCAUCUUCCCUGCUCCCAGAAUCAAACAUAAAUGCCCGGCACUGCGAUUGAGAAGCCAAUCAAUGCACCCUUUGGCAAGUCCCCCUCACACACCUGGCACUACCCACUACCAAUCCCUGGCACGGGGUUCCCAGAGAGCAGGUGCUGUACAUUUUCCAGCUUUACAAGGGGGCUGUUGACAGCCUUAAUUAGGGAGGCAUGAAUUAUGCGGCUAUAAUGCAGAGCCCUACAAUUAAGGCGGGAAUGAGGGGCUGGAGGCAGCAAAUGGAAUCUGCCCUGUGAGCAUGGUUGUUGAGUCCUAUCUCCUUUCUGGGUCUGACUUUCCCUACUAUGAUUGGGGUACAGCAGAGGUGAUUAAUGGGGCUGGUAUCUUUGGCCUGAGGUCCUGUAUUCUGGGAAAGGUACACAGUGGGGAGGGGUGAGGAGUGGCUGCCUCUAAGGGGUGGAAAGGAGAAGAGGCGGAGGGAUCGCUGCUGCUCAGGAACAGGGGCUGCAAAUAGUUGAUAUGAACUCACAGUGAUUGCUUUCUACCGGUGUGAUUUGUACAAACCAGCUCAACCCUUGCCUCAAGAAAUUAGGUGAGACCUAUUUAAAUGUCUUCCCACCUGUGAGCCACCCCCCCCCCCCAGUUGAGGAUAUUUAUCGUGUUGCGUUCUCUCGGGUGUCAAAUAGAAUUUUUAAAAUUCUUAGAUGUAAAACUUGUUUGCGAACAGUG